AUGCUGGACCAAGAAAGAGGACGCGUAAAACAAAGCGCCACGUGGAACCAUCUACAGCUGCAGAAGGAGAGCCAUAAUCUACACCUACAGCUGCAGAAGGAGAGCCAUAAUCUACACCUACUGCUGCAGAAGGAGAGCCAUAAUCUACAUCUACAGCUGCAGAAGGAGAGCCAUAAUCUACAUCUACAGCUGCAGAAGGAGAGCCAUAAUCUACACCUACAGCUGCAGAAGGAGAGCCAUAAUCUACACCUACAGCUGCAGAAGGAGAGCCAUAAUCUACACCUACAGCUGCAGAAGGAGAGCCAUAAUCUACAUCUACAGCUGCAGAAGGAGAGCCAUAAUCUACAUCUACAGCUGCAGAAGGAGAGCCAUAAUCUACAUCUACAGCUGCAGAAGGAGAGCCAUAAUCUACACCUACAGCUGCAGAAGGAGAGCCAUAAUCUACACCUACAGCUGCAGAAGGAGAGCCAUAAUCUACACCUACAGCUGCAGAAGGAGAGCCAUAAUCUACACCUACUGCUGCCUUUUGGACUUUCUAGGCUAUUCCCCAAAAAAUGUCCUGAGCGGAUCCGCCAAGUCUGCAGCGGACCAGCAGCGCCACCGCGGCAGAUCCUCAGUGAAAAGACUGUUAUCCGCGGCAAGACUGCCACGGGUCCGCCACGGUCCGCCGCGGUCCGCCGCGGUGUGCAAGUGAAAUCCAAUGCAGACCCGAUCUAG
Messenger RNA from Knipowitschia caucasica, 717 nucleotides. Lineage: Eukaryota; Metazoa; Chordata; Actinopteri; Gobiiformes; Gobiidae. The record is from the annotation of a GenBank genome assembly.